CCCUGUCCCUGUCUCUGUCCCUGUCCCUGUCUCUGUCUCUGUCCCUGUCUCUGCCCCUGUCUCUGUCCCUGUCUCUGUCUCUGUCCCUGUCCUGUCUCUGUCCCUGUCCCUGUCCUGUCUCUGUCCCUGUCCCUGUCUCUGUCCCUGUCUCUUUGACAGUUUCAGCUCAAAAGCUUCAGAAACGAAAAUGUCCUGGAAGCCCUGUUAUUUUAAAACCUGCACUGACGUCCAGGGCUCCCCCUGUCCCUGCUCCUGUCCCUGCUCCUGUCCGUGCUCCUGUCCCUGCUCCUGUCCCUGCUCCUGUCUCUGCUCCUGUCCCUGCUCCUGUCCCUGCUCCUGUCCCUGCUCCUGUCCGUGCCCCUGUCCGUGCUCCUGUCCCUGCUCCUGUCCAUGCUCCUGUCCCUGCUCCUGUCCGUGCUCCUGUCCUGCUCCUGUCCCUGCUCCUGUCUCUGUCCCUGUCUCUGCUCGUCCUCCUGCUCCUUUUCCUCAUCACGUUUUGUCCAAGAAAGUUCCCUCAAAACCUCCUGAAGCCGUCACUGCUCCUCCAGAAAAACAAGCGUCUCUGAAGAGGCUCCGGACUCAGAGUCCCGCUUCGGACCGAACCCCGGACCGAACCCCGGACCGAACCCCGGACCGGUCGAGGUUCACGUGGGUGCUGGCGGGUUCUAAGGGCCCCAGAGGGAGUGUGGCAGGUGCGUCAGGUGCGUCAGCCUCUGGACCAAUCAGACGCAGCCGUGUGAGCGCGCUCAGUAGGUACCAGUGGGUCCAGACCCGGGUCCAGAGUCCCGGGUCUGGACCCAAGUCCAGUCCUAAAGGUCGCAGCAGGUUCAAGUGGAGCGCCCCCCAGAGGUCAAAGGUCACCGCGGGCUCAGCCUCUGUCACCACGGCAACAGGAAGCACCGCCAAAGUGAGACGCCGCUCCGACAACCUCCGAGACAGCCCAAGUCCUUCUGAAGUCCGGACUCCCAGCAGGUCUGGAUCCGGCCGGACUCUGGUCUCCAGGCACAAACUGAGACGGAUCGGCUCUGGACCCGUCAGAACCCCCAGAACCCCUGGUGCCCUCGGAACCUCCAGAACCCCCAGAACCUCCAGAACCAAGGAGCUGGUGUCAGUGUCGCGCCACAAGCUACGGAGGCUCAGUCCUGGUCUGAGCAGCUGCAAGGUCCAGUCCAAACCUGAGACUAAGUCUGGUCCACAGUCCGGUCCACAGUCCGGUCCACAGUCCGGUCCACAGUCCGGUCCACAGUCCGGUCCACAGUCCGGUCCACAGUCCGGUCCACAGUCCCGUUCAGCCAAGUCCAAGGAGCUGGUGUCGGUGUCCAGGCACAAACUGAGGAGGAUCAACCCUGGACUCUCCAAAUCCCAGAGCAGAACCAGCCCCAGAACCAGCCCCAGGAGUCCAGAGACCAGGACUGUGCCAGCUCUGACCCCGGUGACCCUCAGGACCAGGUUCAAGAUGGACAAGAGGAACCUGCUCCAGACCUGGAGGAACCGCAGAGUCCAGACUGCCAGGAGUUUCCUUCAGAGCCGGCUCCGCCCCGCCCUCUCUGGCCCCGCCCUCUCUGGCCCCGCCCUCCUCGGCCGCGCCUCCACGUCGCCCUCUAUGUGCUGGAUCAGAGGUUCUCUUUACCGAGUCUCCGCCAACAGACUGUCCAAGGCCCCGCCCCCUCGCAGGUCUGCAGGCCCCGCUUCCCUCUCACCCGCGAGCUCCGCCUCCAGACACCUGGCCAGGUGCGCCCUCCUCCGCAGCCUGUCGGUGGCUCGCUCCUGUCGCUCGUCUCGCUCCUGUCGCUCGGGGCAGGGACAGUUCUGUAUGUUCUACAACCGAUUCGGACGCUGCAACAGAGGAACCUCCUGCCCCUACGUCCACGACCCCGACAAGGUGGCCGUGUGCACCAGGUUCCUCAGGGGUCGCUGUAAACAGGGAGAUGAGUGUCCUUUCUCCCACAAGGUCUCCAAGGACAAGAUGCCCGUGUGCUUGUUCUUCCUGAAGGGUCGUUGUUCUCACCCUGAGUGUCCGUACAGCCACGUCUACGUGUCCAAGAACGCACAAGUGUGUGAGCUGUUCCUGCGCGGAUACUGCCCGCAAGGACAGAAGUGUAAGAAAAAGCACACUCUGGUUUGUCUGGAUAAAAACUGUUCCCGCGGCGACGACUGUAAACUCCAACACAAACAACCAAUCAGACGCAGCGCAGCCAAGAAGCCCCGCCCACAUGCAAAAAGAAGCAGAGCGCAGACUCCAGACCCUGCAGCUGUUCACUCUUCCAGUCCUGCUCCACAGUCCUGUCCUGGUCCCAGUUCUGGUCCCAGUCCUGGUCCCAGUUCUGGUCCCAGUCCUGGUCCCAGUCCUGGUCCUCUUCAGAAGCUGCCGUCCUUCAUCUCUCUGUGCAGUUCUCCAGAGGAUCCUGACACUCCUCCAGGGGGCGCUGUGGUCGGCCGAGGGUGGAGUCUGCAGAUCAAGCCGCGCUUUGAAAACCUGAAUAGCUGAAGGACUUUGUGAACAGCUGAAGGACUUUGUGAACAGCUGAAGGACUUUGUGAACAGCUGAAGGUCUGAGCCUCAGGGAUGUGCAGGUUUUGUGUUUUUAAUGUUUAAAGUGUUUUUUUCUGAUGUGGUAAAAACGUUUUUAAAACUGUUCAGAUUUUUGAAAAGUUUGGUCUUUAUCAAAUAUUUAGACUGAAGUUGUUGCAUCGUGUUCAGCUUCAGCUUUAGCAGAGUUUUAGUGUCACAUUGAAACAUUUUCAGGUUUUGAGUUUCACAAAUAAACACUGAAAAUUUAA
Molecule: messenger RNA, 2780 nt
Organism: Boleophthalmus pectinirostris (great blue-spotted mudskipper)
Lineage: Eukaryota; Metazoa; Chordata; Actinopteri; Gobiiformes; Gobiidae
Gene: zc3h3
Product: zinc finger CCCH-type containing 3
Exons: 11
Coding region: 188-2488 (766 amino acids)
Cellular component (GO): nucleus
Molecular function (GO): metal ion binding
Source: RefSeq, a predicted model, not a curated record